AUGUCAGCUGCACCUGGUCCCUCACACGAGUUCGUGUUUGACCACGAGGUCGAUGAUGAUCUUGAUCCAACCUUUCCCCCUGACUUCGAUCCUGAGCAGGAUAUCGAGUUUAUUCACAUGGACCAGCCCUUAGAGGCACCCGUAGCUCCUAUUGAUCCUUUGUUUGACAUCCCUGCUGAUUUUGACAUGGAUCUAGUUGAUCCUGAGCCCGUCAUGGCCCCCGAGCCUAUUGUUGACCAUGACCCUGUUCUUGAUGAUGCCCCAGCCGAUGCACCGCCUGAUAUGGGUGCACCAGCCAUUGCACCUCUUGUUGAUGAUAUACCCAUUGUUGAUCUUCCCGUUGUUGCUCCACCCUUGAUGGAUGAUCUUGUUGUUGAUGCACCAUUACCAGAUCCCAUGCCGGUACUGUUUGACCGUGCACCUUUUGCUGCUCACAUAGACCCUCGUUAUGCCGACACCCGCAACGGGUGGAUCGAUGACGACGACGAUAACCCACCGUUUGUGCUGCCUGUCACUCCCCCAGUAGCACCCGUUUCUGCACCCACUGAUAUCCCAUUGUUUCCCCCACACACCACAGACGCUCAUCGCACUUAUCUUCCCAUUACGUUCCUCCAGGACAUACCGCCACCUCGUCCUGGAGAGGGGUCAUCGAGGCAGCCGCCUGUUUCUGCUCCACCCAUGUUGUCAUCACCUUUUCCGUUCACAUGUCUGGUAGCUGGAAAAAUCGGUAAUUCUGAACUGACGAAAGAAGACUACGACCAGAUUGAUCCAGAGGAGAUGGAGCUUAUUGAUAUUCAAGAAGAUCGAAAUGAUAUUGUUCGCAAAACAGCUCAUGGGAAAGCUACGACAGCACCAAGAAAGUUUGCGAAUGUUGCUGAAAUUAAAGAAGAAAAAGAACCUGCUAAAAACCAUGAAGAAAAGAUUGAGAACAAAGAGAAAACUCGAGAAGAGAUCUUGAGUGAGAAAACACAUAAAGAAAGAGAUGUGGUUUACAGAAGAAUGGAUGAGAUGCAGGAAGAAUAUGAGAAUGCUGUCAGCAACAAACGAUGGGACAAGAAGAGAGAAAGAGUGACGAAAGAUGAUGCAUAUGUUAAACAAUACGAGAAAGAUAUCCGAUAUGCUAUGCUGUCAUGCUUGAGAAAAAGGGAUGAAGAGAAAAUGAAGAAGAGUAUUGAAGAGAUGGUAGUUAAUCUGAAGAAGGUUGCUGAAGAAGUCGAAACAGAAGCUGUAAAAGUUGAAGCUGUGAAAGAAGUUGAAGAACAGCAAAUUGAAGAAGAAGAAAUGAAGGAUGUCAAAUCAGAUGCUGGUGAUGUUGGCAAAGAAGUCAGUGUUGAACAAAAGCUGAAUGAUGCUGAGAUGAAGCAGCCAGAGAAAGCUGAAAACAACGAAGUGCCAAACACUGAGGUGUUUCUGAAGAAAACUGAAUGUCAAUCAAAGGAGAAACGAAGCAGCCUGGCACCGGAGGCUGCUGAUCCCUGCAACGGUUAA
Helianthus annuus (common sunflower) is the source of this 1488-nucleotide messenger RNA. RefSeq lists its product as uncharacterized. The coding region runs from base 1 to 1488 and encodes 495 amino acids. The transcript has 5 exons. The record is from RefSeq and is a predicted model, not a curated record. NCBI's taxonomy places the organism in Eukaryota, Viridiplantae, Streptophyta, Magnoliopsida, Asterales, Asteraceae.